Molecule: messenger RNA, 4602 nt
Organism: Sorex fumeus (smoky shrew)
Lineage: Eukaryota; Metazoa; Chordata; Mammalia; Eulipotyphla; Soricidae
Gene: WDR97
Product: WD repeat domain 97
Exons: 22
Coding region: 1-4602 (1533 amino acids)
Molecular function (GO): protein binding
Source: RefSeq, a predicted model, not a curated record
AUGGGGGGCCCAAGACUGAGUGAGCAUCUGCCUGCAGCCUCAUCGUCCAGCAACUCACAGCAAGUGAUACACCCAUCCUUGGCCACCCGUGGCUAUCAGCUCUGGCAGCUGCUCCGUAACAGCCUCCACAGCGUUGUGGAGAAGGAGAAGACGGCUGAGCUGCGUGAAACACACUUGACACAUGGGCUGGAGUCAGUGCGCAUUCUCAAGGUGGCAGCAGGGGUGAGGUCUGUGGUGCAGGGCUUGGAGGGCAGCCACUUUGUGGUGCUGGAUGGCGCAGGCUUCCUGCACCUGUACUGGGACAGCGGCAUUGUGCAGAGAAAAGUCAAGGCCCCCGUGGCACUGGCAGGGCUGGUGAUGGUGCCAGGCCAGCUGGAUGCUGUGAGUGGCUUUGUGGGCUGGGGCCCCUUCGGGUUGGCCCUCCUGAGGCCGGAUUUCAGCCUGCUAUGGCUGAGUAAGCCCAGGAGGAAGCGGGUGCCUGAACACAACCCCAUCUACUGCCUGCUGGUGCCAGAUCGGGAGCAGCUGCUGGUGGCCGAGGCAGGAGGAGGCCUGUCCCUCUGGAAGUUUCAUGCAGGGGGGCAUCUCCUGGUGCCCUUCAGACCAUUACUACAGCCAGAGCUACAUCCUAGAGGUACACUUGUGCGGCUGGUUCUGGGUCCUGAGACAGCCCAGGGCUCCUGCUGCUGCUUCGCUGUGUUCAGCUCUGAGGUGUUCACCUUUGAUUUGCACACCUGGGCCUUCACAGAUGUGCGCCGGAAUCUCCAUAAAACUGCCAUCAUGGACCUGGUACACUGCGGAGAGCUGAAGAUCACAGUGACAGCUUCCCGCGACAGCACAGUGAAGGUGUGGGAGGCAGACUGGCAGAUCAGGAUGGUGUUCCUGAGCCACACAGGCCCGGUUACAGCUCUGGCUCUGCUUCCCGAUACGACCCUGGUGGUAUCGGCCUCACAGGACGGGACGAUGCGCACGUGGGACCUGCAGGAAGCGGCGCAGGUUGGCGAGGUGGUGCUGGAUUGCCCGGGACCAAACCAGCCGCUGGGGCAGGUGACCCGCCUGCUGCCGCCCCCCGACCUGGGCCGCCCGCUGUUCUCUUUGCGUGACUUCAGCGUGCAGCUGUGGCGUUUGCGCACGCUGUACUCACCCUUGGCGCAGCUGUCGGCGCCUGUGCUGCACCUGCAGGUAGCACCCCCGACGCCAGGGCCGAUGCAGUCCCCGCUGCAGCCCCAGCUGCCGGUGCGCCUUGUGUGCGCCUGCGCCGAUGGCUGGGUCUACCUGGUGUCGGUGGCGACGGGACUGACAGUGACCGCGCUGCCGCUCCAGCCCGAGGACUGUGCAGCCGCAGUGGCCUACUGCCUGCCGCGGGAGAUCCUGUGCGUGCUGACGCUCACCGGUCACCUGGUGUUCGCCACUUCGGCCUGCUGCCCCAUGCGCGUGCUGCACCGAGAGCGCCCGCCGCCGCCCCCUGGCCCCCGGCCCUGCUGCCUGCACCUUUAUAGCCACCUCUCGGACCCCAAGAGCGCGUUUGACACUUGGGAGAUGGUGCGCCAGCGCAGGGCUGAGGUGCGAACCUCGGACGUGGCUGGUGCCUGGAAGGACAAGAACCGGUACCUGACCCUGGUGGGACGCACAAAUGGCACGCUGGCGGUCCUGGACUUGUUCUCCUGGAAGACCACCUUCCACACAGACGCACACUGCCCUAAUCACGUCACAGCCAUUGAAUCCACCUGGAACAGCAUUGUCACCUCAGGGGGAGACCUGACGGUGAAGGUGUGGCGGGUCUUCCCCUAUGCCGAGGAGAGCCUCAGCCUGCUGUGCACCUUUGCCUCCUGCCACCCGGUGGUGGCACUGUGCGUCCUGGGCAGGACCAUUGCCAUGGCCUUCGAGGACCCCAACAAUGCCACCUAUAGCGUGGUGCACCUCAGUCUGGACCAUGGCACCCGCCAUGACCACCGGCCACAGGACGACCCCACAGACCACAUCACCGGCCUUUGCUGUUGCCCCUCACUGAAGCUGUACGCCUCCUCCAGCCUGGACUGCAGCAUCCGCAUCUGGACAGCAAAGAACCGCCUGCUGCGACUUCUGUUGCUGGAUGGGCCCCCUCAGGCCCUGACCUUCUGUGGCAACAGUGGGGACCUGGCAUUGGCGCUCGGCUCCCGUCUCUGCCUCAUACCACACAGCCUUUACUUGCCCACAUUCUACCUGCUAAAGAAACUGUGCCAGAAAACCCCCAAAGUGGUAGAUGACCCUCCAUUGCCCCUUACCUGCCAGGCGUCGCUGACCACAGUCCAGCUGCAGAGGCUCACCCUGCAAGGGACAGCCAGCUGCAGACAUCCCAGCAGGUCCUCAGAGCUGGCCCUCAAGCCCUCGCUCAGCACCUGCGGCACUGCCUUGCCACCCGGUUCCACCACACUUCAGCAGCCUGAGCCUGAGGAGGACUUGAAAGCCCUGAUCCGCCGGGACUACGACCUGCAGAAGCUGAAACUGGGGCUGGUGUUUCCAGUGCAGCAGAUCAUGCUGUCCUUGUGGCAGCACCAAGAGGCCUUCGAGAACUACCUGAGCGCCAUCUAUGGCACUGACCUGAAGAAACUGUCCCCAGGUGAUGAGACCCAGGGUUGGCGCUCCAUGAACCUCUCCCUGGAGAGUGAAGCCAGUGCCAGCUCCCUUUUCCCAAAGGCUGAGGACCACCUGGCCCCGGAGGCCGCAGGGGUCCCCAGCACACCCUCUGACCACCCUCUCAGAGUCUCCUUUCCCAUCACCCCCACCCCUCAAGAAGUGCACAGCAAAGCAUCCCAGCUGCUGGCCUGCUCCUCCCUGAGCAGCAGCCUGCACCUCAGCCUGGACCUGCAGCUCCAGGACUUGGAUCGGCGCCAGGAGCGGAGGAAGAAGUUGGAGCAGCUCAUGAAAGUCCCGCUGCAGAAACCAAUCCCCCUGCUGCUGAAGAGGAGACCUGAGGAACUUGUCUCAAAGUUUCAGGGCUUCUUCCCUGCCAUACUUGGGUCCAGCGCAAUGGUCAAGGUCUGGGGCAAACUUUGGCCGUCCCUCAAGAGGUGGCUUUGGCGGCGGAAGUUGAUCCUGUACGAGGAUGAGGAGGAGGAGGAGGAGGAGCAGGUCUCCUUGGACUCGGGGAGCAUGAACGUGCAGCAGGUCACCAUGGAGGGCAAGAAAGAGCUACAGGUCCUGGAGCAGCUCCUGCAGAGACAGACCCAUGGUGACAGCUCCUUGGACACCGCUGAGCGCCGCCAGCAUGCCCUCUCCUCUUUGUGGGAGGACCGCUAUCGGCAUCUGCCCGCGUUCCUGACUUUCUUCGUCCUCCAGAACUGGUUUAAAAGGCUCUUCCCCACCUUCACCCUGGAGGCAUACCCCGAGAUGGGCACAGUAGAAGGCCUGGCCUUGCAGUUUAUGGACCUGUUAGGAGAAGCGUCCUGGACUGACCGUAUCCACCUUCUGCACGCGCUGCAGAGACUGCUCCCCAGCAUGAGCCAGAAGCUGCGUGACCGGCUGUACAACCUUGUGGUCUUGAUGCUCAACCAGGAGGAGCCCCCCCACCUGGAGGAUGAGACGCAGAAGAAGUUCGUGAUGCUGGCACUGCAGCUGCUCCUGUCCUGCUCCCUAGAGUCCAGAGAGGUGAUAGUGCAGCUCUUGUCCUACUUCCUCUACUCGCCAGUCUCCUGCUGGCCUGAGAUCCAGAGUUUGCUGGCCAAGCUAGGCCUUCACGACCCACACGGAUUCCUCUUCAAGGACAUGCUGACUUGGGUGCAGGGCCCAGACUUCUUUUCCAAGGCCAUCCUGCACAAGCGCUGCCAACAGAAGCUGGAGGAGCUGAUGCAGAACAUGGAGAUGGCGGACACCACACCACCACUGCCGGACACGACAUCAGAGCUGCUAUCCACUUCAGCACACCCCCGUCUUUCCAAGGACACUCUGCUGCCAUCCAUCUCCGAGGCACCCACUCCCACCUCCCUGAGGCCUACAACGGUGGCCUUGCCCAGGGAGGUGGAGGAAAAGCCUGGGGAGAUACAACUCCUGAUGCCCUUAGCCCAGCCCCUCAGCCUCAGGCCCACCCGUCACAGGCUCUCGGAGAUUCUGGGGCAAUUCUCCGCGCACAUCUCGCCCACCUCCAUCCUUGAGGAUUCCCUGCCGCUGGAGCACUCAGACUGGUCACGUAUGCAGGUGCUGGACCUGACGGCCAUGGAUGCACUCAACUUCUACUGCGAGCAGAUGGGUACCCGGGGGGGUUUCUUCCACCCGCAGAGGCUAGAGAGGAGGUUCCUGGACCUCCACGUCGAUCACAGCGCCAAGGUGGUGGUGCCCCAGACCAAGACGGGCCGCCGCAAAGGGCAAUACCGCAUUCACCGGCUGCAGGAGGUCCAGGCCCAGGCCCCCAGGCGAACCAAGGCGGUGGCUUGGCAGAGAGGCCCGAAGCCGACUCAGCCCUUGGGCCGCAUCCGGGUGCUGAAACUGCCUCUGCCGCGAGCCGAAGUGCGGCCCUUCCCCCCGGGCUGGCCUCGGCCGGCCAGCCCGCUGCCCCCUCUGCUGCUGCAGCCAGCCCUGCAGCGCUACUUUGCGCCCCAGAGCUCCGACCCUGACAGAUACACCUAA